CCCGUGCCCGUAGGUGUAGGAUUAUCGGUAGGUUAUCAUGGAGGCGCAGCAGUCCGGCAUGGCCGAUCUCGCCGCCCGCCUCACCAAGCGACUGGCAGACGCGAACAGCAACGGCAACCUGGUCUUCUCGCCGCUCUCCAUCUAUGCCGUCCUUGCGCUCCUGGCCGCCGGCGCCGGCGGGGACACCCUGGAAGAGGUCCUCGGCGUCCUAGGCGCGCGGUCACGCCGUGAGCUAGAGGACUCCGUUACGCGUCUCCUGGACGGCCCCCUCAGGGACACGUCUGGGUCCGGCGGGCCGAGCGUGGCGUUUGCACACGGCGUGUGGAGCGACCUGACGCGGCCGCUGAAGCCGGCUUACCGCGAAGCCGUCGUCGGCACCUACAAGGCCGAGGCCGGCGUCGUCGACUUCAGGAACGAUGCAGAGGAGGCGAAACGGCGGAUCAACGCAUGGGCUGCGGAGGCGACGAGGAACCUCAUCGGGUCCGCCGUUCCUCCGGGACCCAUGCACCCGGACACCAAGCUCGUGCUAGCCAACGCCAUCUACUUCAGGGGUAAAUGGGACCUUCCUUUCGACGAGAGAUGGACCGAGAACAAACUCUUCUACCGGCUCGACGGCACCGCCGUGGAUGUCCCUUUCAUGACCAACUACGACGACAGGCACUACAUCGGCGAGCACGACGGGUUCAAGGUGCUGAAGCUACGUUACAAGAGGUCGUCCUACACACGGUUCCACCACUGCAUGUGCAUCUUCCUCCCGGACGCGCGCGAUGGCCUGGCGAGCCUGAUGGACAAGAUCACGUCGUCCCCAGGCUUCCUCCGCGAGCACCUGCCACAGAGGAUGGUGAAGGUCGGCCAGUUCAGGGUGCCCAAGUUCGAGCUCACCUUCUGGAGCAGCGUCACCACCAUACUCAAUGACAUGGGUCUCCGGCUUCCUUUCGGCCCAGAGGCCGACCUCUCCGAGAUGCUGGAGGACGAUGGCUCCAACUUGCCGUUCCUCCUGCAGGAGGUCUUCCAGAAGGCUGUCAUCGAGGUCAACGAGGAAGGAACCAGAGCUGCGGCUGUCACCAUGGCUCCUGCGUAUAGUCCGACUUGCGCUCCAGAUUAUUCGCGGAGAGUGAAUUUCGUCGCCGACCACCCGUUUGCCUACUUCAUCAUCGAGGAGGGGUCAGAUGCCGCAGUCAUGUUCGCGGGACAUGUUGUCGACCCUAGCAACGGUACCGGGGUGGCGAUUCAGUCCCCUGCCCCGUUCAAGGAGUCCGCCACAACAAAACCAAAAUUGGACGAGGCCAGUGAUGAGGUGAACAACAGAUGGACAAGUCCAACAUGCCCUGCAUACAGUUCGGUGUAUAAUCCAUUUCUCAUAUCGCCGGAAUACAGGCCGACUUCCCCUUCGUACGGUCCAGUAUCACCGGUAUACGUGCCGACAUACCCUGCAUACGCUCCAGUUUCGCCGGCAUACAGGCCGACUGUUCCGUCUGAGUUAAACAGGUUCAGUCCAUCGCCGGCGUACACAAAACUCGACGAUGGGGUCGGUCCAUAUCAGCCGAAAGAGGCGGAGGUAAUGAGCAGCGGCAGCCUGCCCAAGGCCACGGCUGCACAGGGAGAAGGGACCGGAGAAAAUGCGUUACCCCUAGAGAAAACAGAGUAA
This is a messenger RNA of Lolium perenne, 1648 nucleotides long. RefSeq names its product putative serpin-Z8. Gene Ontology annotation, molecular function: serine-type endopeptidase inhibitor activity. NCBI's taxonomy places the organism in Eukaryota, Viridiplantae, Streptophyta, Magnoliopsida, Poales, Poaceae. The record is from RefSeq and is a predicted model, not a curated record.